Messenger RNA from Limulus polyphemus (Atlantic horseshoe crab), 399 nucleotides. RefSeq names its product profilin-2-like. Gene Ontology annotation, cellular component: cell cortex. Bases 1 to 399 code for a protein of 132 amino acids. The transcript has a single exon. The record is from RefSeq and is a predicted model, not a curated record. Lineage: Eukaryota; Metazoa; Arthropoda; Merostomata; Xiphosura; Limulidae. Gene Ontology annotation, molecular function: actin monomer binding.
AUGGUUUCGCCAGUAAAGGCCUUUACCCCGAAGUACGUUGACGAUCAGAUCUGCUCUCAGGUUCAAUGCAGAUUAGCAGUAAUUGCAGAGCUUGCUCAUGGAGGAAUAUUGGCUAAGCGUGAAAGUGACCCAAAUACACAGAUAGCUCCUAGUGAACUAAAAGUCACUGUAGACACAAUGAAGUUCAAUCCAGUAGCAUUCAGUAUUGGUGGAGAAAAAUGCAUUUGUUUGUCUGCAGAAAGUACCCUGCAUCGGGGUAGAAAAGAAGGUUCGGUACUUUGUAUAGUUGCCACAGAAAAGUGUUUGAUUGCAUCAGUUACUGCAGAUAGAAUACCAGGUGACCAGCUCAACCUAGUUGUUGAAAAGUUAGGGGACUACUUGAGAUUGUCUGGUUACUGA